AUGUCAAAAAGUAUAUUUAUAUCUACUCUUGUUAAUGGUGAAAAAAUUAACCGAACAUUUUUGAUUUACUCAGAAAGUAAAGGAUCAAUAUUUUGUGCUCCCUGCUAUUUAUUUGGUGGCACUACAUCGUUUGCCACAGUUGGUUUUUCAGAUUGGAAAAAAGGAGAAGAAAAAAUCAAGCGUCAUGAAAGUUCACAACACCACAAAUUGUGUGUAAUGAAUAUGAAAGAAAGAAAAGAAGUAUUAAAUCGAGUUGAUCAAAAGCUAAAGUAUCAAGUAGAAACAGAAAUAAAUUAUUGGAAAAAUGUAUUGACAAGAGUUGUAGCUGUUGUGAAAUCCCUUUCUUCUCGUGGAAUGUCUUUUAGAGGUGAUGAUGACCGUUUUGGAUCUGUUCAUAAUGGGAACUUUAUGAUGAGCUUAGAGCUUAUUGCUCAGUUUGAUCCUUUUUUAGCACAACACAUUGAGAAGUUUGGAAAUAAAGGAAAAGGUUCAACAUCAUACCUAUCAUUUAAUAUAUAUGAGCAGUUCAUAAGUAUAAUGGCAGAUAAUGUUAUUCAACAAAUGGUGAAAGAAAUAAAGGAAGCUAAAUACUUUUCCAUCAGUAUUGAUUCUACUCCUGACAUUAGCCAUGUAGAUCAACUGUCAUUCGUUUUUCGGUAUGUUCAAAAGAAUGGCUGUCCGGUAGAAAGAUUUUUAGGGUUUUUACCUAAUUCUGGUCAUAAAUCUGAAGAAUUAGCAGAUGCUGUAUUUUUAGUUUUAGAAUCGCAUGGAUUAGAUAUUAAUAAUUGUCGUGGUCAAAGUUACGACAAUGCGUCUAAUAUGUCUGGUAGAUACACAGGACUUCAAGCUCGCAUUAAAAAAGUUAAUCCUUUAGCAACAUUUGUACCAUGCUCGGCACACUCUUUAAAUCUUGUUGAUGAUAAAACAGAAAAAUCUAUUACAAGAUCAGAAACUAACGGGCUAUAUUUAAAACUGGAUAGUCUUGAAACAGCUAUAAUGGCCACAUUAUGGGGCGAUAUACUAGAGAGAUUCAACAAAACUAGCAAACAAUUGCAGUCAGUUGAGAUUGGUUUAGAAACAGUUGUAAGUUUAUACGAAUCUUUAAUUUGA
Molecule: messenger RNA, 1110 nt
Organism: Hydra vulgaris (swiftwater hydra)
Lineage: Eukaryota; Metazoa; Cnidaria; Hydrozoa; Anthoathecata; Hydridae
Source: RefSeq, a predicted model, not a curated record